AUGGAAUUCAAAGACUUAGAUCCUAGAUUAACACGCGCAUUAUCAAAGCUUAAAUUCCAUAAACCAACAUUAGUGCAAGCUGAAGUGAUUCCUUUGGCACUCGCGAGAAAGGAUAUAUUAGCAAGAGCACGAACUGGAAGUGGAAAAACGGCUGCAUACUGUUUGCCUGCGAUAAAAGAAUCACCGGAAAAUGCGAUUCGUUCAAUUAUUCUUGUUCCAACGCGUGAAUUAGCUGAACAAGUCACUCAACACAUAAAAUGCUUCAUAAUAUAUUGUUCAAAAGAAAUUAAAGUGGUUAACAUAGCGAGUUCGGCUCCGGUAGAAUUACAAAGACCAAUCUUAUCAGAAUUACCUGAUAUCAUAGUAUCAACACCUAGUCGAUUAUUGGCUAGUUUCGAGGCUCAAAAUCUUGAUGUUCGAAAUACUCUUGAAUCUUUUGUAAUCGAUGAAGCGGAUCUUGUGCUUUCAUAUGGUUACGAGGAGGAUAUACAAAAGAUCAUAACUUAUUUACCUAAAAUAUUUCAAUGUUAUAUGAUGAGUGCAACCUUAAGACGUAGAAAAAUUGAAACAUUUGUUUUUGCGGAAUCCAGUACUUGUUCAGAAGCAGAUAAAUUUUUAUUAACCUACGUUAUCUUGAAAUUACGUUUAAUCAAAGGGAAAUGUAUCAUGUUUGUGAAUGAUAUUGAUCGAUGUUAUCGUCUCAAAUUAUUUUUGGAUCAAUUCUCGAUAAGAUCUUGUGUCUUGAAUUCGGAAUUACCUUUAAAUUCUAGAUAUCAUAUAGUACAAGAAUUCAACAAAGGGAUUUAUGAUUAUAUUGUAGCGACAGAUGAGGGCGAUUAUAAUUCUAAUCGGGAUUCUGAAGAUGAAGAUGAAGAUGAAAGGAAAACUGAAGAGAGAAAAAAGAAAAAUUCAGAUAAACAAAAGAAAGAUGAUGAUAAUAAUAAUAACAAAAAGGAAUACGGGGUAUCUCGUGGAAUUGAUUUCAUUAAUGUAUCAGCAGUCAUUAAUUUCGAUUUUCCGAUAUCAGCCAAAGCAUAUACUCAUAGAAUAGGUCGAACAGCUCGAGCUAAUAACAAGGGAAUGAGUUUAAGUUUUAUAGUUCCAAAAGAAUUAGUAGGGAAACAAAAAAAUUUAACCAGUCCAACUUCCAAAAAUGAUGAGGAGAUCUAUGCCCGAGUAGAAAAACAACAAACGAUGAUGGGAGCCACCUUAAAACCUUAUUCAUUUGAUAUGAAACAAGUAGAAGGAUUUAGAUAUCGAAUGGAAGAUGCGUUAAGAGCUGUAACUCGAUCUUCCAUCAAGGAAGCACGAUUGAAAGAUAAUCAUUUUGAAGGUAAUCCGAAUGACCUAAAAAUAUUACGACAUGAUGCAACCAUUCAUCCGUCAAGAGUUCAACAACACAUGAAGAACGUACCUCCAUACCUAAUGCCAAAAAUUGCCACCCCCGCUGGAUCAUCUUCCUUGAUAGAUGAUGAUGGGGUUGGAAAUGUUCCAUUUCGUAAAUCUAAAAAGAAUAAUAAACAUCAUCGUAAUUUUGGUUCUAGUUUUGGUUUGAAGAAACGUAAAAAUGACCCACUAAAAUCUUUUAGUUUUAGUGGUAAAAAUAACAAACGCCAGAAAAAAAAUUAG
Messenger RNA from Diversispora eburnea, 1629 nucleotides. The record is from the annotation of a GenBank genome assembly. Lineage: Eukaryota; Fungi; Glomeromycota; Glomeromycetes; Diversisporales; Diversisporaceae.